AUGUCGACCGAAUUGGAUAUUGACUUCACGCGCCGGAACAAGAAGCCGCGCCCGCUAUCUGAGCAUGAGAAAGAGAAGCUGGAUGAAUUUAUCGACGCGAUCCAUUACUCGGCAAGAUACUCGGACGACGCAUACGAAUACCGUCAUGUGCAGCUCCCCAAGCAAAUGCUGAAAGCUAUCCCAAAAGAUUACUUCGACGGCGCUAGAGGCACAUUGAAGCUGCUAUGGGAAGAGGAAUGGCGGGCACUGGGAAUCACACAGAGUCUGGGAUGGGAGCACUACGAAGUCCAUGAGCCAGAACCACACAUCUUGCUCUUCAAGCGACCGAUCAACUACCAGCCUCCUAUGCACUGA
Alternaria postmessia is the source of this 354-nucleotide messenger RNA. RefSeq names its product transcription factor (gene SUC1). Gene Ontology annotation, cellular component: cyclin-dependent protein kinase holoenzyme complex; SCF ubiquitin ligase complex. Gene Ontology annotation, molecular function: histone binding; cyclin-dependent protein serine/threonine kinase activator activity; protein kinase binding. Gene Ontology annotation, biological process: regulation of mitotic cell cycle. Bases 1 to 354 code for a protein of 117 amino acids. NCBI's taxonomy places the organism in Eukaryota, Fungi, Ascomycota, Dothideomycetes, Pleosporales, Pleosporaceae. The transcript is spliced from 4 exons. The record is from RefSeq and is a predicted model, not a curated record.